Harpegnathos saltator (Jerdon's jumping ant) is the source of this 637-nucleotide messenger RNA. RefSeq lists its product as uncharacterized. The record is from RefSeq and is a predicted model, not a curated record. The transcript has 2 exons. The coding region runs from base 105 to 470 and encodes 121 amino acids. NCBI's taxonomy places the organism in Eukaryota, Metazoa, Arthropoda, Insecta, Hymenoptera, Formicidae.
AAGAGCGUACGUAUCACACGUUGUACGAGCAGUGUCCUUCUCAGGCUCGAGUCAUCCAAGUGUACGAAUAAGCGUCUUUUGAAAAUAGUCGUUACGUUAGAACAAUGAACAAGCAGCAAAUUAUCGUGGCUCUUUUGAGCUUUAGCUUAGGUAUCAUAGUCUUUUGCGAGGGCAAGGAGCUUUCGGAACUCUUGCAGGACGACAAGUUCAUUGACAGCGUGAAGGAAUGCAUACUGGAGAAAGAAAAGUGCGACGACAUGGGGUUUAAAGUGAGAAAUGUUCUACUGCCUGAACUGAUCAGCAGAGAUUGCGAGAGUUGUAGUCCUUCCUUGAAGAAGGACGGGCAAACAUUGAUAUCGAACCUGAAGGAACGAUUUCCUACCGAGUGGAUCAUAAUCUCCCACAUGUACGAUCAGGAGAUUUACGAUAUUCCUGGCUAUUACACGACUCCGCUGAUGCCACCGCUGUGAGAACCGACUCUUCUUCCUGCACUUACUUUUCCCGCACUGUUUUUAGUAGUAUUGUUCUUCAGUAUAAAACAUACUCUAUAAAACAUACUCUAAAUGUUGAAAUAUCUUAUAUGCAUAUGUAUGUAAAAUCUUAAAAUAUAUAUACAAAUAGAUUUUCUUCAAUUGCA